Molecule: messenger RNA, 1151 nt
Organism: Paramecium primaurelia
Lineage: Eukaryota; Ciliophora; Oligohymenophorea; Peniculida; Parameciidae
Source: the annotation of a GenBank genome assembly
AUGGGUGCCAAAAUCCUGAUUCCUCCUGAUCGAAGUAAAAAUACUUGUGUUGAUGAAACCAAAUACUUUAUAUAUGCAUCUUCAGCAAUGCAAGGUAAAUCAUUUAUUUAAGGAUAUAGGUUGGAAAGGAGAUAUGGAAGACGUUCAUAUUCAUGUAUGUGACUUUGCACCGGAUAUUUCUCUCUUUGGUGUCUUUGAUGGCCAUGGAGGCAAUGUUUUUGCUCGAUUUGUUUAGAAACAUUUUAUUGAAGAACUUGAAAAGAAUAAAAAUUUUAAAGAUCAUAAAUUUGAAGAUGCUCUUAUAGAGACUUUCUUAAAAAUGGAUGAGCUCUUGAUUAGUCCAGAAGGUCAAAAUGAAAUUAAUGAAAUGAAAGAUAAAAAUGAAAGCAGUAAUUAAAAUUAAUAACCCAUAUAAUUAGUCAAUUUUGCAGGGACUACUGCCAAUGUUGCCCUAUUUUAUAAGAAUACACUUUAUGUUGCUAAUGUAGGUGAUUCUAGAUCUGUAUUAUGCAGAGAAAAUACAAAUUAUGAUAUGAGUUUUGAUCAUAUACCUAAUAAUUAUUAAGAAAAAUUAAGAAUUCAAAAAGCUGGUGGUUAUGUAUCUGAUGGAAGAAUCAAUGGUAAUUAAUUUUUAAAUAUUGUCAGGAAGUCUAAAUCUAUCCCGUUCUUUGGGAGAUUUUUAGUUUAAGAGUGACACCAAUUUAAGUUUAAAUGAAUAAUUGAUCAUUGCACUACCAGAUAUNGCUUUCAUUUUUAUCUUUCAUUUCAUUAAUUUCAUUUUGACCUUCUGGACUAAUCAAGAGCUCAUCCAUUUUUAAGAAAGUCUCUAUAAGAGCAUCUUCAAAUUUAUGAUCUUUAAAAUUUUUAUUCUUUUCAAGUUCUUCAAUAAAAUGUUACAAUUCAUCUUCCUAAAAUAGUUGAAGUUUAUUAUUUUUAAACAAUACUUUAUCCUUAAACUAAAAUAAGAUUCACAAUUAUUAAAUUUUUACCUAUAGAUUUCAAUUUACAUAAUAAUAAUUUUAUAAUUUUACAAAAAAGAGAUACAAAUCCAUAUAUUAUAGAAAUAUGUGGUAAUUUUCUAAAUACUACGUAAAAAAAUCACAUUAAAUUUAAUAAAAACAAUGUAUAUUCUUUAUCACAAUAUGUUGUGA